CUGGCCAGCGCGCGGGGACUGGACUUGGUCGGGGACUGGAUGUUCCUGCGAACAAGGGAGGCCAGCAGGAGAGCAGAGAGGACCCGGCUGGUUUCUCGCCUCGCCUCGCCGCCGCUGCGUGUCGGGGGAGAUAGACAAGCCCGGGAAAAACGGCCCUGAGAAAGUGGGGACGGUGGCCGCUUCGCGCUCUUGGUCACUUCUCCGGGCUUCCAGGUGCUGGACCCGGGGCCGACUGGCAACCCCGCCGCCCUCUGUGCGCGGGCCCGGGACACACUGGCUCCCCAACUCCGGUCCACCACACAUCCCUGCCGGGAAGCUGAGCUAAGGGAGAAGGAAAAAGUGAAGUCUGAUGGGGAAGAGCGGCGUCUAGUUUCUCCAACGUCGUGUAGGGCAAUCGGGAGAUUAAAGCUGUGGGACACGGUGAACCCCGAAGGGACCCAGGAUUUCUCUCCAGUCGGAGACCCUUGCGCCCUCGGUGGGGUCUACCCCUCUGCGUGCAUGUGUGCGCCAGCGGCGGCGCAGAGUGCGGGGUUCUGCGCCUGGAGUCUCUCCUGGGACCUGAGUGAAUGGCCUCCAGGGACCUUGCGGAGCCUCCGCCUCCGCCACCUCGACAGGCCUGGCUCAGGCCUGGAAAGAUGGUAGCUCUGGGUGGUCUGGCAGGCUUCUGGGUCCUCAGUCUGCUCGCCUAUGGUUACCUGUGCAGGGGUCAAGGUUUAGUGGAGGAGGAGGAAGGGACCCUGAGAGCCCAAGCUGGAGAGAAACCCGAGCCCAGCAUAGCCUCAACCUCCCAGCCCCAUCUCAUUUUCAUCCUAGCGGAUGAUCAGGGAUUCAGAGAUGUGGGCUACCAUGGAUCUGAGAUAAAGACACCCACUCUUGACAAGCUCGCUGCAGAAGGAGUUAAACUGGAGAACUAUUAUGUGCAGCCCAUUUGCACACCGUCCAGGAGUCAGUUUAUUACUGGAAAGUAUCAGAUACACACAGGACUUCAGCAUUCUAUCAUCAGACCUACUCAGCCCAACUGUUUACCUCUUGACAAUGCAACCCUACCUCAAAAGCUGAAGGAGGUUGGCUAUUCAACGCACAUGGUUGGAAAAUGGCACUUGGGCUUUUACAGAAAAGAAUGCAUGCCCACCAAAAGAGGAUUUGAUACCUUUUUUGGCUCCCUUUUGGGAAGUGGUGAUUACUAUACACACUACAAAUGUGACAGUCCUGGGAUGUGUGGCUAUGACUUGUAUGAAAACGACAAUGCUGCUUGGGACUAUGAUAAUGGCAUCUACUCAACACAGAUGUAUACUCAGAGAGUACAGCAAAUCCUAGCUUCCCAUAACCCCACAAAGCCUAUAUUUUUAUAUAUCGCUUACCAAGCUGUUCACUCACCCCUGCAAGCCCCUGGCAGGUAUUUUGAACACUACCGAUCCAUUAUCAAUAUAAACAGGCGAAGGUAUGCUGCCAUGCUCUCCUGCUUAGAUGAAGCCAUCAGCAAUGUGACUCUGGCUCUAAAGACCUAUGGUUUCUAUAACAACAGCAUUAUCAUUUACUCCUCAGAUAAUGGUGGGCAGCCCACAGCUGGAGGCAGUAACUGGCCUCUCAGAGGUAGCAAAGGAACAUAUUGGGAAGGGGGAAUCCGAGCAGUUGGCUUUGUGCAUAGCCCACUUCUAAAAAACAAGGGAACAGUAUGUAAGGAACUUGUGCACAUCACCGACUGGUACCCCACCUUGAUUUCUUUGGCUGAAGGACAGAUCGAUGAAGACAUUCAGCUAGAUGGUUAUGACAUCUGGGAGACCAUAAGUGAAGGUCUGCGUUCACCUCGAGUGGAUAUUUUGCACAACAUUGACCCCAUUUACACGAAAGCCAAAAACGGCUCCUGGGCAGCGGGUUAUGGCAUCUGGAACACGGCGAUCCAGUCGGCCAUCCGGGUGCAGCACUGGAAGCUGCUCACGGGAAACCCGGGCUACAGUGACUGGGUUCCGCCUCAGUCGUUCAGCAACCUGGGGCCAAACCGGUGGCACAAUGAGCGCAUCACCUUGUCAACUGGCAAAAGUAUUUGGCUUUUCAACAUCACGGCUGACCCAUACGAGAGGGUGGACCUGUCCGGCAGGUAUCCAGGAAUUGUGAAGAAGCUCCUAAGGAGGCUGUCUCAGUUCAACAAGACUGCGGUGCCGGUCAGGUACCCGCCCAAGGACCCCAGAAGUAACCCUCGGCUCAACGGAGGCGUCUGGGGACCAUGGUAUAAAGAGGAAAGUAAGAAAAAGAAGGCCAACAAAAAUAAGGCUGAGAAAAAGAAAAAGAAGAAAAAGAAGGCAAAGAAGAAACAGCUGAAAGGGUGCUCAUCAGCAAAUUGCCUCUCAGAUGUUACCAGGCGCUAAAUUCUUGUCUUUCUGGAUUGGUUAAAUCAGUUUUUCAUCUUCCCCUGUCCUCUAAGUAAGCAAGAAAAUUUGGCUCAGAAAUAAGCAUUGUCCUAAGACUUCAGGCUCGCUUUCACAUUGUGUCAGAGUCUUCUGCCACCUGGCCACACCAUGGAAAACUGUCUGUCUGGUCCAAAGGUGCUACUUCUUUCCGCAGGCCACGCUGAGAGGAGAUAAUGGUGUUGAUCCCUCAUAAAAGGCUAGUCAUGAGCCAACUGCUGUGCUGCAGUCAGCCCACGAAACAUGAACAGAAUGCUAAUCACAUGGAGACCGCAGGGUAACCUUAAAGACCUGGAAAAAUAUAUUUUCUAACUGAUUUUUUUUUUAUCUCGAUCAUAUGAAACAUAGGCUUCUAACUUAAUUCCAUUUCCUGUGUCAUUUCCUCCUCUGUGAAAACGAGCUGUUACUUUCACAUGUGAACAGCUUGCACCUCUUUUCAUCAUGCAUGAGGGAAUGGCAUAUAAGAAUGCUUGAGCGUGCUGCCAAAAAUGAAUGUAACUGUUUUCUAAACACUUCAAUAGAAUAAUAUUUCAAUGUAAAGUGCCUAAUUUAUUUUUUACAGAAAAAAAAAAUAGUAUUUCAUUUCAUGAAAAACAUGCAAAUGACUUUAAUUAUUUUAUUUUUAUUUUUUCACAAGAACUUUUCUUAUUCAAGGUAACCAAGCACUGUAAUGCCUUAAAUUACUGUAAUGCUAUGAAGAUUCAUAAGAUUUUUUAAUUACUCAGUAAAAUCAUUGUUGUUCAACCGUUAUUUCUU
Molecule: messenger RNA, 3161 nt
Organism: Jaculus jaculus (lesser Egyptian jerboa)
Lineage: Eukaryota; Metazoa; Chordata; Mammalia; Rodentia; Dipodidae
Gene: Arsj
Product: arylsulfatase family member J
Exons: 3
Coding region: 567-2366 (599 amino acids)
Source: RefSeq, a predicted model, not a curated record